AUGGCUCUUAGCGAGGACGCUAAAACGAUUAUCAUCGGCACCUGUGUAUUUUGGGGUUUGUGCAUCUUCAUCAUGCCUUUCACCAUUUUGUGCGGUAAACAGGCUGGUUUGAUAAGAACUAUGACUUUCUUGUCUGCUUUAUGUUGUUGGUCCAUGUGGAUUUUAGUUUUCCUUUCUCAAAUCAACCCAUUGAAGGCACCUGAAAGAGCCGAGUCAGAAGGAUGUGUAGUCCAAUAA
Molecule: messenger RNA, 237 nt
Organism: Naegleria lovaniensis
Lineage: Eukaryota; Heterolobosea; Eutetramitea; Acrasida; Naegleriidae
Exons: 3
Coding region: 1-237 (78 amino acids)
Biological process (GO): proton transmembrane transport
Cellular component (GO): proton-transporting V-type ATPase, V0 domain
Molecular function (GO): proton-transporting ATPase activity, rotational mechanism
Source: RefSeq, a predicted model, not a curated record